GAAAAUGAAGCAAUGGCGCUUGGUUGCCGUGGGAUUUAGCCUCAUAGGUUUAUUACUCGUAGCAAAUUUCAGCAUACAGUUCAGGAAAAGAUCUAAACGUGGUGACGUACAAGAAAAUCAGAGAAAAUUCAUUGCGAUCGGUAAGGUAUCUGCCACAGCUGGUCCUGAAAAUAUAAACAAAAGUUAUGUGGCUCUCUCCUUGUUAUAUACAGAGAAUGCUAAGAUGAGUCCAAAUUCAGACUGUGGGAAGACUGAAGAAACUCGAAGUCUUGCUGAAUGUGUUCAUUGCAGUGAUUAUGAGAAGAAAAGCAUAAAAGGCUGUCUACAAACUGGGAAUAUACAACUUACCUAUUGUGUUGACUCUCGCAUAAAAUUCUAUGGAAGCUGUCGACAUAUUGCACAAUGGGAGGAAAAGAAAUUUUGGAUGUUUGAGGGCGUUAUGUUUGUCAUGUUGAUGGUUUCGUCAGCUAUGGUAUGGUUUAGACAACGGCAGCUGGAUAGUGUGUUUUAUCAGAAGGUUCAGAAACAAGUUGAAAGUGAAACAAUAUAGUAAUGGAUGGAUGCACAAGAACAGGAAAAUGCACUAUGAGCCAGAGUGGGUCAAUGAAUCCUCCUGUACAUAAUAUUUAUUCAAUCUGGAGGAAAGUACUUGGAGUUAGUUACUCAUCAGUGAUUAAGGAGGCAGAUGCUUUACAGCCCAUACCCCAAACUGAUGCAAGAAUAGGAUUACUACAUGUUGUUACAAAGGAUCAUAUUUUGUGGAGGUUCCAACAUCUAAUUUGAGAUUGUCCAUGGACUAAGGCAGAAAGUUAACAGUUAGCAUGCACCUGUCUCAUUACAAAGAUGGAGGGUAAUAUCAUUUUUCUGCUGGGAUGAACUACUGAAGACUUUCAUCAGAGGCUGUGUUUGGUUUGACCCCUACCAUACCACUUGAAAUUCCUUUUCAAAUAUUCUAACACCUUUUUAACCUCCUUUAUGCAUUAAAAUGAAAGAGGAUGGUCACUGAAUGGUUGACUUUCACCUAAACACAAAGGCGUGCUAUAAAAGGAGCCUUAGGUCCCACUGGACCAUUUGUCAAUCAAUCAUCGUGUGAUUUAGAACUCUUAGAGUCAAGU
Messenger RNA from Stylophora pistillata, 1115 nucleotides. Its product is annotated as protein JTB. Gene Ontology annotation, cellular component: midbody; cytoplasm; membrane. Gene Ontology annotation, biological process: mitotic cytokinesis. NCBI's taxonomy places the organism in Eukaryota, Metazoa, Cnidaria, Anthozoa, Scleractinia, Pocilloporidae. The record is from RefSeq and is a predicted model, not a curated record.